GAAUAACUCCACGCAGGCGCAGUAGUAGGCAACAUGAAGUCAAACACUUCCUGGUUUCUGUAGGAGAAACGUGCAAAGUUUUCUCACAGCGAGUGCAAGUUAGGACGCUGAAGGUUAAGAUCUGUCUGGGUUGAGUGUGUACGUCCAUCCUCCCCACACAGUUAUACGUUCAUUUCGACCGUUAAGUGGGAUGCAAACUGUUGGUAAACUCAUGAAGGUGUUCGUGACGAGGCGCAUCCCGCCAGAGGGGAUGAAGAUCCUGACAACAGCGGGAGUGUGUGAGGUGUCUUUGUGGGACUCGGAUGAGCCUGUGCCUAGGGCAGACCUUCUCAAAGGUGUGCAGGGAGCUCAUGGUAUUCUGUGUCUGCUCUCAGACAAGAUCGAUGCUGAGGUUCUGGAUGCUGCAGGGCCAAACCUAAAAGUAAUCAGCACCCUGUCAGUGGGAUUUGACCACUUGGCUCUCGACGAAAUCAAAACACGUGGUAUACGUGUAGGAUACACUCCAGAUGUCCUGACUGACGCCACAGCAGAACUGACCGUAGCUCUGCUGCUGGCCGCCGCUCGCAGAUUACCAGAGGGAGUGGAGGAGGUCAAAAAUGGAGGCUGGAGCUCGUGGAAGCCUCUCUGGCUGUGUGGUUACGGUCUUUCUGGCAGCACAGUAGGAGUCGUUGGACUGGGACGCAUCGGCAUUGCCAUAGCUCGGCGACUCAUGCCCUUUGGAGUGAAGAGGCUGCUAUACUCUGGGAGAACAGCCAAGGCCAAUGCUGCCGAAGUGAAUGGAGAGUUUGUUUCCCUGGACACGCUUGUGUCUGAGAGCGACUUCCUAGUUGUUUCCUGCUCCCUGACGCCAGAAACCCAGGGGCUGUGUGACAAGGCCUUCUUCAGUAAGAUGAAAAACACAGCAGUCUUCGUCAACUCAAGCAGGGGAGCUGUGGUGAACCAGGAGGAUCUGUACGAGGCGUUGACCAGCGGACAGAUAGCUGCAGCUGGACUAGAUGUCACAACACCUGAGCCACUCCCAACAAACCACCCUCUUCUGACACUUAAAAACUGUGUGGUGUUGCCCCACAUCGGCAGUGCCACCUACUCCACAAGAGGCGUCAUGGGAGCUUUAUCAGCUCAAAACCUGCUGGGAGGUUUACAGGGCACAGACAUGCCCAGUGAACUCACCUUCUAGUGCCUGAAACUGAGCCGACGUGCCUACUGUCGCCUCUGAUGCUGCAGUAACAGAAACAAGUAAUGUACUGAUCUAGUAAUGGUCUCCUAUGUGAGCUCAAUGUGUAGAAGGGAUGAAAAAAGAAUACUAAUGUAGUUCAGCAAUCCAUGGAUCCAUAUUUACAUCAUGUCAGUGUUAACAUAACAGUUUAAUUUUGAUCCUGUCAGUUACUAAUGAGCUGCACCGUCAGUAUACAAUGUGCAUUUUUAAAGAAGGAAGUGCAAUUACAUUUCAUUUAUAAAGCCUAAUAGUGUAGUGUUUUGUCAUAUCAGACAUGUAUUCAAGUUCUUGAAAAAUAGGCUAAUGCACAAACUAGCAUCACUCCUUAACAGUUGUUCUUAUUAAGCCACUGCAUGCUAAGUCUUGUGGAAAAGUGCAAAACCUUUUUUCUCCUUUGAAUUUAAUAUGUCUCCCUCAAAAUAGAAUCAAUGGCUUGCCAUGAAGAUAAGCAUUAUAAUUAUUGGUCUGCACUUUAUUCAGAUGUUAAUGCCCCAUAUCUAUUGUAACAGAGCAGUUCAACACUCCAGUUUUUACUAAAAUGGGAUAUGUCUAAAGAGUACAAAUGUAUGGCUAAGUUUAAAUGUAAUGUGUUAAAGGUGUGUGUGUUUUCUCAUUCUUAAAAUCGAUUUAAGAUGAAUAAAAACUAGUAAGCAU
Messenger RNA from Etheostoma cragini (Arkansas darter), 1870 nucleotides. RefSeq names its product glyoxylate reductase/hydroxypyruvate reductase a (gene grhpra). Gene Ontology annotation, cellular component: cytosol. Gene Ontology annotation, molecular function: NAD binding; hydroxypyruvate reductase [NAD(P)H] activity; hydroxypyruvate reductase (NADH) activity. NCBI's taxonomy places the organism in Eukaryota, Metazoa, Chordata, Actinopteri, Perciformes, Percidae. Bases 191 to 1177 code for a protein of 328 amino acids. The record is from RefSeq and is a predicted model, not a curated record. The transcript is spliced from 9 exons.